Molecule: messenger RNA, 519 nt
Organism: Ipomoea nil (Japanese morning glory)
Lineage: Eukaryota; Viridiplantae; Streptophyta; Magnoliopsida; Solanales; Convolvulaceae
Exons: 2
Coding region: 1-519 (172 amino acids)
Source: RefSeq, a predicted model, not a curated record
AUGGCUGACUGGAACAUGUUGAAGCGUGUGUUGCGCUAUGUGAAAGGCACUCUAGGUUUUGGUUUGUGUAUUCAGAAGUCUGAGUCUAUUGAUAUUCAUGCCUUUUUUGAUUUGGAUUGGGCUGGCAAUCUGGAUGAUCGCAAGUCUACGAGUGGUUUUGCGGUUUAUUUGGGCAGUAACUUGGUUUCGUGGACGUGUCGGAAGCAGCGUACGGUUGCUCGGUCUUCUUCUGAUGCUGAGUACAAGGCAUUAGUUGAUGUGUCUACAGAGGUCACUUGGUUGGUUUCUCUGCUAUGGGAGAUUGGUCUGCCACCAAUGUCUCCGCCUAAGCUUUGGUGUGACAACAUGGGUGCUACGUAUCUGUGCACCAAUCCCGUGUUUCAUGUUAGGACCAAGCAUGUAGAGAUCGACUAUCACUUUGUUCAUGACAAGGUCUCCAAAAAGGAUCUGCUGGUUCAUUUUAUUUCCACUAAGGAUCAAUUAGCUGAUAUUCUAGCCUCAUCAUAUUCACCUUUGUGA